Molecule: messenger RNA, 2043 nt
Organism: Daldinia childiae
Lineage: Eukaryota; Fungi; Ascomycota; Sordariomycetes; Xylariales; Hypoxylaceae
Product: Transcriptional regulatory protein pro1
Exons: 2
Coding region: 1-2043 (680 amino acids)
Biological process (GO): positive regulation of transcription by RNA polymerase II
Cellular component (GO): nucleus
Molecular function (GO): zinc ion binding; transcription cis-regulatory region binding; DNA-binding transcription factor activity, RNA polymerase II-specific
Source: RefSeq, a predicted model, not a curated record
AUGGCAUCUCUACCCCCCAACCCCCAAGGAGACCUCAUGAGAGCAGCAAACGUCAACAUGGCCGUCGCACAACCGACUAAGUCGAAGGCUGCUUCGAAGCAAAGCAACAAUGCCAACCCUAAAGCAAAGUCACAGAUGCACCGCCGUUCAAGAACAGGCUGCUAUACCUGCAGAUUACGACGAAAGAAGUGCGAUGAGGGCACUCCCAUGUGCACAGCAUGCAAGCAUCUCGGUCUUGAAUGUGAAUACAAGCGACCGAUGUGGUGGAGCAACAACGACUUGAGGCGACAUCACAAAGACAACAUCAAGACGAUCAUCAAGCGAAAGAAGCUCACCGAGAAGGCCUCCCACACCAUCCAGACCUCAGUUAGUUCGCCGCCUGGCUUGUCGCACUCCCUUCCUACCUCUGCGACCUUCUCGGACCCUCUGGAUCGAACGAGGUCGGCGUCAAUCGACUCGCAAUUCGCCUUCAACUUCAACAGCCCGCCCAAUGUACAGGACUAUGGGGCUUACAACCCACACAUACUCCCGUCGCAUUCCGACUUCAUGUUCAACAUGUCUCCCUACGAGAUUGACGUCAAGACCGAGCGACAAAUGUUUGUAAAUGACGUCCCUACCUUAAGGGAAUCAACAGUUUCAACCUUCAGCACUUUCCACACGCCACCGCCGCCAGGAACUGUCCUUCCGUCCUACCCCAUGGAAGGAGAAUGGGCCGAGCAAGUUUUCCAGGAACGUCGCGAGUCGCUAACUGAAGAGACAUUAAACUACAACUUUUUUGAUUUCUCGCACGGACUACCUACCAGCACCAGACAAGUCGAUAUCGAACUAGAUGAGAAUGACCAGCGACUACUAGAGCAUUUCAUUCAAUUCGUGUUGCCAACUAUCUUUCCCAUCUUAGAAACUAACCAACACGGCUCCGUCGGCUCUGACCUCAUCUUGCCUAACUUACAGAACAACAAGCCUUACCUUCACUGCUGUCUCAUGAUUGCAGCUCAACACUAUAAGGCAACAAUGAACGUCCAAGGAGAGGAGAUUGACAACGACAUCAUGCGACACCGACACGCUACCAUCGUCGCUCUUUGCGAAGCUCUAAACAAUGAUGAGAACCACCACCAGAUCCUCGAGGCAACUCUAGGUCUCAUCUUCUUCCAGUCCUGCGUUGGCCGAUAUGACGAUUCGCUCCCUGACAUUCCCUGGCACCAGCACUUCCAGGCCGUAAACUCUCUUGUCACGAAAUUGGAUCUGCCCCGAUUGGUUUCCGACUCGUGCGAGCAGCUCCCCCAAACGCCAUUUAACAUGACGUUGACCGCGUGGAUCGAUAUCCUAGGAGCAACUAUGCAAGGGAGAGCCCCAGUUUUUGCACACACCUACCGCGAAAAACAUCUGUCUACCACUAACCCAUUCCUUGGACUUCGCGAACUCAUGGGCUGCGAUGACCACAUCAUGUAUCUCAUUUCCGAAAUCGCCUGCCUCGAGGCCCUCAAGAAGGAAGGAAUGGAUGACAUUACCCUUUGCCAGCAUGUACACGCUCUUGGCGACCAGAUUGGGUUGACUGAAACCCAUGACAGCGCACCCAAGAUGCCCUUCAACGCCAAUGGCUCUCUUAGCCCGAAACAACUCAGCAAGAACAUCACCAGCGCCUUCCGAUUGGCAGCUCGCAUCUACCUAUGCAGCCUAGUUCCCGGCUUCUCCCCCAGCCAGGCUAGCUGUGUUGGCCUAGUUGAGAAGCUCACCACUGUGCUACAACUUAUUCCGUCCGGUGCCAGUGGCUUCGACCGAAGCCUCUCCUGGGUCUACCUGGUCGGCGGAUCCGUCAGCGGAAUGAACUCUAGCUUCAGACAAUUCUUCAACGACCGCAUCGCUCAGCUAGGCGAUGCUUCUAACUACGGCAGUUUUGGUGGCGUUGUCUCGCUACUACACGAGGUCUGGCAACAGGCCGACAACAGCCAGCCGAGUCCCAGUGCGAACGGGUCCACAGAAGCGCCCUACAUCUCCUGGAGAGACGUUAUGCAGAUGAGGGGAUGGGACUACCUGCUGAUCUAG